Messenger RNA from Anopheles merus, 507 nucleotides. RefSeq lists its product as uncharacterized. The record is from RefSeq and is a predicted model, not a curated record. Bases 4 to 507 code for a protein of 167 amino acids. Gene Ontology annotation, cellular component: nucleus. The transcript has 4 exons. NCBI's taxonomy places the organism in Eukaryota, Metazoa, Arthropoda, Insecta, Diptera, Culicidae.
UCAAUGAAUAUGGCUGACAAAAGAAAAACUACCAAUAAGUCUCAGUUCGAGCGACUUAUUUCGUUAAUCGAGCAGAAUAGCGAUGUUGUGGGUGAUAGGAGUAAGGGGAGCACCGCAUUUUGGGAGGAAGUUUCCAACCAAUUAAAUUUAUUAGGACCACCUAUGAAAGAUGGCUCAGGCUGGAAAAAAGUCUGGGCAGAUUAUAAAUCAGGGUUAAAAAAAAAGCUCGCCCACAAUAACAGAGAGUAUAGGGCUACAGGUGGAGGUCCAUGUAAUUUGAGUAGUUUCUCUAUGAUGGAGAAACAUGUGAUCGAACUGUUAGAUUUAAGACAGUCCAUAGUAGGCACACCCGAUCUGCCUAUGUUAGGUGUAGAUUCACUACAAUAUGAGCCUCAACCCGGGCCGUCAUCACAACUUCAAAAACAACCACAACAACAAAAACAAAGUCAACAAAACCCGCAACAGCAGCAACUAACUUCAGAAGUGUUGCUGAACUACAGUUGCUAG